Messenger RNA from Fusarium graminearum PH-1, 357 nucleotides. RefSeq lists its product as uncharacterized. The transcript has a single exon. NCBI's taxonomy places the organism in Eukaryota, Fungi, Ascomycota, Sordariomycetes, Hypocreales, Nectriaceae. The record is from RefSeq and is a predicted model, not a curated record. The coding region runs from base 1 to 357 and encodes 118 amino acids.
AUGGUGCCCAUGAGACUCGCCAUGGCAAGCAUUCUCGAUGCCAUGCUCUUUUGGCUCGCGCGGCAGCCACUCUUCGUCAGCGAGUUGAAGUCAUCCUGGUGGAAGAUCAUGCAGAUGAGCAUGCCGGAUAUUGCCGAGUAUAAACGUCUUUGCAGAAGCCCUGGCAACUACAACAGUCCGUUGCCAAGCGAGAUGGCGUUGAGGGAGAUGUUUGAAGCGAUAAAGCCGGGACAUGAGAGAAAGACGAUAAAAUCAGUCGCCACACAGACCGGAGGGAUCCCAGAGGAUACAGUCUCCGGAAGCGACCCACGGUACUACUUCCCCGUCAUCCACCGCGAGAGACGUGUUUCUCUGUGA